UUGUAGACAUUAGGUGAUGAACCAAUAUUAUAUUUCAUGGGCUUGAGGCUGAGCCUUGGAUCUUUAGACCUUAGGACCCUUAGUUAGGCUCAAGGGCGUAUCUUGUAGAACUAAGUAAUAACGGUGUUAACUAAGAUUUCUCCUCUGACUCUCUGAGUAAUUGACUUUUAUAAUGAAGAUGCAAAAAUAAUAACUCAACAACAAAAUGAUAGAAAAAUCAGUGUAUAAAAAGGUAGGCAGACGGACUAAAGAAAGUAGACAAGAAUUAUAAUGCAUGGCUGUAUGAGUGUCCACAGCAGCCUUAUUUACCAAAAAUAUUGGCGUUUUCUUUAAAAUAAAAAGAUCCUAAUUCUCUGUCACUGUGUGUAUUUCUCUCCUCUCCACUGCCUUUAUAUUCUAAUUCUCUCCCAAAUCACUCAAAUUUCAUCACCAUAUUUUCCGUGAAACAUUUUUCUCUCUCUAGAAGUAAAAAAUGAUUAACGUUGCGAUUGUGGUGCUAAUUUUGGGAACAUUUGGAACAGGGGUUAAUUCCCAGAAUUUAAUAAGUUGGAACAAACUGAAGAUGUUUGUUGAUGAACUUCCUGAUAUACCCAAAUUAUAUGGGUAUAAAGUUGUUGGUGGAAAAGCUGUUCCGACUUAUUUGAAAAUUGGCAUGUUCCAAAAGAAUUGGAAAUUUCAUAGAGACCUUCCAGCAACACCGGUAUUUGCCUAUGGUACAUCAAAGAAGAAGGCAACAGUUCCAGGGCCAACAAUUGAGGCACUAAAUGGUGUAGACACCUACAUAAGAUGGGAAAAUAAUCUUCCUAAGAAGCACAUCCUUCCGUGGGACCCAACCAUACCUACGGCGAUCCCACGGGGUCAAGACGGGGUCCCCACGGUGGUGCACCUUCACAGUGGGAUAGUCGAGCCUGAAAGUGAUGGUCAUGGACAUGCUUGGUUUACUAAUGGUUUUAAAGAUAGAGGAGCUCGUUGGAGUAAGAAAACAUACCAUUAUCAUAAUCAACAACAACCAGGAAACAUGUGGUACCAUGAUCAUGCAAUGGGGUUGACUAGGGCUAAUCUUUUGGCUGGAUUGAUUGGUUCUUAUAUUAUUCGAUAACCACAAGUUGAGGAUGCUCUUAAAUUGCCUUCCGGUGACAGUUUUGAUAAGGUUAUGGUUGUUUGUGAUAGGGAUUUCUACAGGAAUGGAUCUCUUUUCAUGAAUAGCACUGGAAACAACCCAAACAUACACCCGGAAUGGCAACCAGAAUAUUUCGGGAAUGUGAUAGUAGUAAACGGGAAGGCAUGGCCAUACAUGGUGGUUCAACGUCGGAAAUACCGGUUUCGAAUUAUUAACACUAGUAACGCUCGAUUUUUCAGAUUCUACCUAAGCAAUGGGCUUUCAUUCAUUCAUAUAGGAUCCGAUUCAGCUUAUCUGGAUCGACCCACAUUGAGUAAAUCCACAUUGGUGGCUCCCUCUGAGAUAUCGGACGUGAUUAUCGACUUUUCGAAAUCUAAAUCCAACUCUGCUGUGCUUGCUAAUGAUGUUGUUUAUCCUUUUCCAUCAGGGGACCCGGUAAAUGAUGCAAACAGCAAGGUGAUGAAGUUCAUAAUAAAGAAACAACGUGUGGAUGACCCGGCCCAUAUACCAAAAUGGCUAAUAAAAUAUUCAUCACCAAACUUAUCCACUGCUUCACGGACUCGUUACAUUUCCAUGUACGAGUACACAAGUCCAUCCAACGAACCCACCCAUUUGUUUAUAAACGGACUAUCAUUCGACGCUCCAGUAACCGAGUUCCCUAAGGUGGGGUCCAGUGAGAUAUGGUAUGUGAUUAAUCUAACAGAGGAUAAUCACCCGCUUCAUGUACAUCUAGGAUUGUUUAAGGUAUUGGAGCAAACAAAAUUGCUGGAUUUUGAUAAGUUUAAGGAUUGUAUGGCCAACAAAAACAACGCAGAGAGGUGUAAUGUACACAAACAUGCACGGGGUAAAAAAUUAGAUGUAACAAAGCAUGAAAGAGGGUGGAAGAAUGUGUUCAAAAUGUGGCCAGAUUAUGCAACAAAGAUAUAUGUGAGAUUCUCUUACAUUCAUACCAACGCUUCCUACCCUUUUGAUGCUACUAAGGACCCUGGUUAUGUCUACCAUUGCCACAUACUAGAUCAUGAGGAUAAUGUCAUGAUGCGACCGUUUAAGUUGGUAAAUUAGGAUUUGGAGGACGACCUGAGAUCUCAUGCAUGUUAUUAUCACCAAGCUAAAGGAAAUUCAGUUGGCCAUAAAUCAUAAUGCCCCCCAUAUAUAUAAUAUCAACUAUAUAUGCCUUCUCAGUUCUCCCAUUAAGUCAAAAAUUUGUAGAUUUGUACCGCAGACAAACGCGCGCCACACCUCAAAAUACUGUAAUUUCUCGAUUCAUCAUCUCGCCUAAGAACAUGUAUUCAGAAAAUUAAUGUACUCCACCAAAUUUACAUGUGUCCGAGGGCCUACAAACGAGUUUGAUGGACUUGGGUUGUGUUCUGUUCUAGCUAAUCUUGAUAAAAGUUAUUAAUAUUCAACCUAACUUGGGCUUGAACGAGUUUUAUAAAUUCUUAUUCCAACGUGGUUUAUAAAGAGUUUGGUUUGUUCACAAACAUGCUCGUUUGCAUUUCAAGUUUGAGUUCAAACUCAAUCAAAAAAAUGCCCUUAAAUUACCUUUAAAUCAUAAUUGUAUCCACGAUCUGUUUAGUUUAACUCAUGUUUUUUUUUCCAAUAUAGCUUUCCGUACCUAAAAAAAAUGGCUAAAUUUUAAUUAGUAUCGAAAACAUUUUUUGUACUCCCUCAUUCCAAUUAAUCGUCUCAAUU
This is a messenger RNA of Spinacia oleracea (spinach), 2812 nucleotides long. Its product is annotated as multicopper oxidase LPR1-like. The record is from RefSeq and is a predicted model, not a curated record. Gene Ontology annotation, biological process: cellular response to phosphate starvation. Gene Ontology annotation, molecular function: copper ion binding; oxidoreductase activity. Bases 1154 to 2182 code for a protein of 342 amino acids. NCBI's taxonomy places the organism in Eukaryota, Viridiplantae, Streptophyta, Magnoliopsida, Caryophyllales, Amaranthaceae. The transcript has 6 exons.